This is a messenger RNA of Lolium perenne, 891 nucleotides long. RefSeq lists its product as uncharacterized. The record is from RefSeq and is a predicted model, not a curated record. Gene Ontology annotation, molecular function: zinc ion binding. NCBI's taxonomy places the organism in Eukaryota, Viridiplantae, Streptophyta, Magnoliopsida, Poales, Poaceae.
GACUGCCAUGGAUUACGCCCCUGAGACAUGCUUGGACCUCUCAUUCUCUGGAGUUGCUGUCGGAGCGGAACGCUGCCGCGUUCAUGACUUGGAGCCGACCAGAUGCGUGGCAUUUGAAGGGAGUUUGACCGGGAGGAGGUUUCACAUGUGCAGCGUUGAAAAUCAUGUGGAGAAUUGUGGUUUUCAGAAAUGGGUUGAUGUAGAAGAAUGGCCAGAAGCUCUGCAGAAUUCUUUGGGAAGGCUGUGGUCUAUGUACCAUGAGGCUAGUGACAAAAGAAUUGAAGAGAGGCUUGAGAAUGCCAAGUUGGUUCAAGAGUUGGUCGAGGAGAGGGACAAGUUCAAAAAGAACUACUACAGUUUAAUGGAUGAUGUUGCCAAAUUUAUGAAAGAUCAAGAGAAAAGGGUCAUGGAGGCAAAUUUAAAGAAGAUGAAUGAAGAGAAGGAAGCUAUAUUUGACCUGGACAGGCCUGCAUUGGAAGAUGAGGUGAUCAAGCUCAAUUCAGAGUUGUUUGAUUUGAAGGAGGAGAAGAAGAAGUGGGAGUCGCAGAAGAAGCACUGGGAGUCAAUGGAGAAGCUUAGAAAGGAAAACUGGGAGAAGAAAGAAGAGGCAUGGAAGGAGGAGAAAAAGAAGCUAGAGUACACAGUAUUUGACCUCUUCAAGGUUAACAGUGCAAACAAGGAGAAGCUGCUGCAGAUCAAAGGCAUUAUCGGAGAAAUCUGAUUUGAUUAAUGUCAUUUUAUGUAUGCUGGGUUUAUGUAAUAUGUAUGCUAGAUCUCGGAAGAAUUCUAAAUUAGGGUUUAUGUAAUAUGUAUGCGGGAUCUCGGAGAAUUCUAAAUUAUGUUUAUGUAAUAUGUGUCGGAGAAUUCUAAAGUUGGUUAAUGUGAUAUGUA